Molecule: messenger RNA, 1853 nt
Organism: Physella acuta
Lineage: Eukaryota; Metazoa; Mollusca; Gastropoda; Physidae
Source: RefSeq, a predicted model, not a curated record
UGGUUUACAAUACAUUCAUAACGUUUCUCGUUUAAUAAAUCUUUCUCAGUCAAACUCAACUUUGCAAGCUAUUUUUAUACACAAGAAUCACACCAACUUGAUUAGCACGUCACUCGGAUAUUUUUUAUGUUGAAUUUAGACUUGUAUUAGAGAAAUAUGAAGUAUUCCGGACAAUACAACUCUAGUUCUAGAUUUCUAGAUCUGGAUCUUAAUGCACAGAGCACGAAUAAAUAAAUAUGUUUUUUGUGGAAAGUGUGAUGCUCUGGUUCAUUUAUUUAUGGCACCUAGUGAUGGUCAGUUCAGGCAACGAUUGUGAGAACGGCUAUUUUGGAAGCAGGUGCCAAUUCAGAUGUAACUGUAACAAUAUCACCUCCUGCUCUGUCUAUGGCUACUGCAAGAAGUCUAUAGGAUGCCAGCCGGGGUGGUUCUACGAUCUCUGCCAGUUCAGGGAUUUGGUGGGAACAUCAGCAGAUGUGUCCCCGAACGUCCUAGAGACCGCGUCGUGUGUGGUCAGCAGUCAGCUCGAGGUUACCAUGAAGCGGUACAAAGCCUUCACGUUCCUGAGGGUCACUUUUGGAGAAGCAGCUACUGCCAGCCUACCUGCGGUGCUGCAGAUAUCGUCAGAGACCCCCAGCAACUGGACCUGCCCCAACCUGGAGGUUCUAAAAAUAGACCACUUUCAACUGGACUUCAGGUGUCCUUCGUUCAACUCGCUCUUCGGGCGACUCACCUUGAUAUUUAAACAACCUGUCUCUAUCUGUGGCAUUAAUGUCAGUGGAGGACGUCCGAUGUUCGGGGUUAGAGGUCUGGAACUUCUGCACGGCAGGACGGUCUACGGCACCGCCCUGUCCACGGACCCACAGAAGAUCAACCAGCGGUUCUGCAACGUCAGGCGACCAAAUGAGGACAUCACCUGGAGAAUGGCCUUCACCGUUCCGGUCAAAGUUCAAGAGAUUAAAUUAUUUUUUAACGUAACUUCAGGCACCAAGGCCAAACGUUACACGCUGUCCUUGCUCUACGCCAGCAAGAAGAUGCCUCUCAACAUCCUGUACUUCGACGAGCCGUCCACCGCCUACGAUUUGGUGCCCGCGGAGCAGGUCCACAAGAUCGAGAUAACGACGGACAUGGGGUCAUUCAACCUGUGUGGGCUGGAGAUCUACGGUGAAUGCCUAGAUAGAAACUACGGAUUGAAAUGUGAGUCUGAGUGUACUGUGGACACAGGAUGUAAUCUGGAUGGCACCUGCAGAGAUUGUCAUGAAGAUAAAUUGACACUCAAAAUAGAUGAUGUUGGUUAUGAUGAGACCAGGACGACGAUGUAUUUAAUUGGGAGGGCAGUACCCGACGUCGAUGAAUUUUCAGACACUAAAGAAUGCUUUAGCGUCUUUGCUGAUGCCUGUCUGUCCAUCACUGAAACCUGUCACAUAUGGUCUCAUAUGUGUAAGUUCAGCUCCGUGUGUAACAAGUUGGUGUGUGAUGCCAAUCUUCAGGUCAGCCCCUCGGAGACCGUGUGCAACUGCGUCAGCGGCGAUCCUGUCUUGAAACUGGUCGUAUCGAUACCGUCUAACAAAUACACGGACAAGGGAUGGCAGUUUCGAUUCCGUCGGGCGAUAUUUGAGAACGCGAGUACGAGGGAUGGUCUCUUUGGUCUGAGUAAUGUGUUCCGGUUGAGAAAUUUCAAAAGUCUACUGCUGAUCAGCUUCCUCUACUUCGGAGUUUUCUCUCCUAGGGAGGUCGCUGUAACCAGCUUUCAAGCCUCAUCUGCCUGGGGUUUGAACUCUGGACGUUUUGGUUUAGCAUCCAUGCAGUUUGCUGAUUUGACCACCUCGACCCAACUUGCCUAUCUUUACACAUGA